This is a messenger RNA of Nerophis lumbriciformis (worm pipefish), 5501 nucleotides long. RefSeq names its product protocadherin-10-like. Gene Ontology annotation, molecular function: calcium ion binding. Gene Ontology annotation, cellular component: plasma membrane. Gene Ontology annotation, biological process: homophilic cell-cell adhesion. NCBI's taxonomy places the organism in Eukaryota, Metazoa, Chordata, Actinopteri, Syngnathiformes, Syngnathidae. The record is from RefSeq and is a predicted model, not a curated record.
CUGCCUCAGUCCCACCAAUGUCAAGUUUGUUAUUGUUUGCCCCCCUCACUGCAUUGUGCGCCAUUCAUCAAGUUUGGACAGGAGUCGGAAGACCGCGUCUUCCAAAUGGACAACGAGCGCGUUAAGAGACGAACGUCGCGCGUAAAAUGCACCCUGGUUUAUGUUUUUGUCCUCAUUGUUUGCUUUAUGGACCGGGCCGGCGCACAGAUCCGCUACUCCCUCCCAGAAGAGCUGGAACAUGGCGCCUUUGUGGGGAACAUAGCCGAGGACUUGGGUUUGGAUUUGGAUAAACUGUCGGCGCGCAGAUUCCGCAUCGUGUCCGGCACCAGGAGGCAGUACGUGGAGGUCAAUUUGGAAAAUGGAGUGUUGUUCGUCAACGAGAGGAUCGAUCGCGAGGAACUAUGCGAGCAGAGUUCGGGCUGUUCGUUCCACUUGCAGGUGGUCAUCGAGAACCCCUUGGAGCUGUACAGAGUGGAGGUGGACAUCGUGGACGUGAACGACAACUCUCCGAGCUUCCCGUGGACCGAGUUUAAUUUGGACGUUUCGGAAUCGGCUGCGCCGGGGUCCCGCUUCCCGCUGGAAAGCGCGCAGGAUUUGGACGUGGGUUCCAAUGCGCUGCGCACCUAUUUGCUGAGCGUUAAUGAGCAUUUCACUCUGGACAUCCAGACGCGAAGUGACGGCAGCAAAUUUGCCGAACUGGUCCUGCAGAGUCCUUUGGACCGGGAGCAGCAGAGCGCGCACCAGAUGGUCCUGACAGCCGUGGACGGAGGCUCCCCGGAGAAGUCCGGCACGGCGCAGAUCGACGUCACCGUCUUGGACGCGAACGACAACGCGCCCGUGUUCGACCAGUCCUUCUACCGGGUGAGACUGGCCGAAAACGCCCCCAAGGGCGCAGUCGUCAUCAAACUGAACGCGUCCGACGUGGACGAGGGCACCAACGCCGACAUCACCUACUCCUUCAGCGGACACGCGCCCGUCAAAGUGCGCCAGCUUUUCAGCGUGGACGCGCGCACGGGGGACAUCAAAGUGAAGGGAGUGAUUGAUUAUGAAAAAGCCAGGAUGCAUGAAAUCUACAUCCAGGCCAAGGACAAAGGUCCUUCCGCUGUCGCGGUGCACUGCAAGGUGCUGGUGAACGUCUUGGAUCGGAACGACAACCUGCCAGAGGUCAUUCUGACGUCGGUGUCUACACCUGUGCACGAGGACGCGCCCCCCGGCACCGUCAUCGCCGUCAUCAGCGUCACGGACAAGGACUCCGGGGAAAACGGUAACGUGGAUUGUGAAAUCCCAAAUCUGGUCCCGUUCCAGCUGCACUCCUCUUUUAAAAACUACUACACGCUGGUGACCAGUGAUUUUCUGGACAGGGAGACAGUGACAGAGUACAACAUCACACUCACUGCCAGAGACAUGGGCUUUCCGCCUUUAUUUACUAGAAAAAACAUUCUGGUGCAGGUGUCAGACGUGAAUGAUAACACACCGUUAUUCAAGCAGCCUUCCUACACCGUCUAUUUAACUGAGAACAAUGCACCGGGGGCGUCUAUUUGCUCAGUCAUAGCCCAGGACCCAGAUUUCGGCCAAAAUGCAUACCUGUCUUAUUCCAUACUAGACGACGACAUUCAAGGAAUGCCUGUCUCCACAUAUGUCUCCAUCAAUUCCGACAACGGGAACAUCUACGCGCUCAGAUCGUUCGACCACGAACAGCUAAAAAACUUUCAAAUCACAGUCCGAGCUCAAGAUGCGGGAUUCCCGCCUUUAAACAGCAACGUUUCGGUGACUAUAUUCAUUUUGGAUCAAAACGACAAUGCACCUGUCAUCGUGUCGCCCCGCCCUCAAAAUGGCACACCUCCGCUCGAGGCGGUGCCGAGGUCCGCGGACGCCGGCUACUUGAUCAGCAGAAUAAGCGCAGUGGAUGCAGACGGAGGUCAGAACUCGCGACUUAUGUACCAAUUACUCCAAGCGACCGACCCCAGCUUGUUCAGCGUGGCGUUGUACACGGGGGAAAUCAGGACAAUACGGCAGUUGGUAGAGAAAGACCCCACAAGGCACAGAUUGGUCAUACUGGUGAAGGACAAUGGCCAACCGCCGCUCUCGGCCACAGUUUCCAUCAUCCUGUCAGUGGUUGACAGCCUGCCAGAAUCCCAGCCCGAUUCCAGCGACCUGUCACCGAGCCCCCAUCACAGCUCCAACUUUAGCCUCUACUUAAUCGUGUCUCUGGGCGCCAUCUCCUUCACGUUCCUCGUGGCUAUCAUCGCCCUCGUUACAGUGAGAAGGCUGAAGGACAGAGCGUCCAACAUAGAUUCCGACUUCCCCUCCGCCGAGGCGUGCUGCUGCUGCUGCACUCGCUCGGCGUCGGCCAGCAGCGCAGACAUCUUCAAAAAGACAAAUUUGAACCUCAGGAUGAGCGCCGACGCCCCCGGCUGCACGGAGACGAACGGCGGCGGAGCGCUGCAGCAAGCGUACUGCUAUAAAAUGUGUCUGACGCCAGAGUCGUCCAAAAGUGACUUUAUGUUCCUCAAGCCCUGCAGCCCGGUGUUGACGGUGCGGCAAAAUAACGCCAAGAGCACGGACUAUCUGGCUUCUGGCUGGAGUGCGCUGGACCGGAAUGAGCUGACCAACAAUAGAUCGUCAACCCCGAAAGAGCUUAAAUAUUCCAGCAAGGACUGGACCUCCGCCAAAAAUCAACGCAAUUCAGCAUACAAGAGGUACAGUUCAGGAAAUAUGGAGGGAACACUGUCACGUCCACAGCAAUACGACGCCGAUGCCUACUUCUGCUCUGUGGCACCACAAUACUGGACCUGGGGAAACCGUAUGAGUGAGUGCAAGAUGUCUCUUCGAGAAGAAACAAAUCCGGACUUUGUGUGGACUCCAGAGUACGCCCAGUCUCAGUCUGAGGCGCCUGCAGACUACCAGCACAACGUCUAUAUUCCCGGCGCCACUUCUGGUUACAGCACACUGAAGCUUGCGCCGAGAGGUGACUUGGAUGUCUAUAACACCUUUUCUACUUUUGGGAAGAAAAAUAAAUUCAUCUCGAACUAUGAACAGUCUUUCGACAACGACGAUGGGCUCAUCAGCAAUGCUAUUUUCAAAUGAGGCACCAAACCAUUCUGGUGCAUGAUGUGCAACAUUUAUAAUUAAAGUCUCCUUUCGCCGUCAAAUGUUUUGAAAUUACGCUAAUUAUGGGUUUGUGUUGCGGGUGUAAAGGUACACCAUAAUCACGGUUCAGUACGUCCCUCGGUUUUAAGGUCACAGUUCGGUUCACAACAUAACACCCAGAAAAAAAUGAAGAAUGUUUGGGAGUCACGUUGAUACAUUUUGUACAUUAAAGAUGGGAAAACUAUUCCAAUGUACAUCAAUAUAUGCCAAGCUAUUUAAACAAAACAUCUUACACAAACAUAUUUGUGUUGUACGUAACAAAGCAAAUUAGAGUAAACUCUAAUCUUUAAGGGGAACUAUGAUGAAUUCCGUUUUUUCUGACUCAUAAAUUGUGUCACAAUCAUAAGGGUCAUGCAUUUGUGUGUGCAGCUUGCGCACAUGUUCGCAUACCUCUGAAUGCCAUGUUUUGCAAUCUUUUUUUUAACAGUGGCUACAGUAUGAGACUAUAAAAAUGGGACCCAUUACCUCCCUGCUUGGCACUCAGCAUCAAGGGUUGGAAUUGGGGGUUAAAUCACCAAAAUGAUUCCCGGGCGUGGCCACCGCUGCUGCUCACUGCUCCCCUCACCUCCCAGGGGGUGAUCAAGGGUGAUGGGUCAAAUGCAGAGGAUAAUUUCACCACACCUAGUGUGUGGGUGACUAUCAUUGGUACUUUAACGUUUAAAUUUAACAUCACAGUGAAGUGGAUGUACUUAUAUGGACAUUAAGUAUAAGCAUGCAGAGAAACAAAGCAGUUAUUUUAAUGCAGCUGUACCCAUCUGAUGGUGGGCAGGUGUAACUGAUGUCGCGACCGGGUGAAUCCAUAUAAUAAGUUUAUUCUUGACCGUGUCUGAAAAAAAAUAAUAGCGGGGACGUUUUUUACAUUCUGAUAUUUCUGGAGGGGAUUUCAAUCGCAAUCUAAAGGGAACACCUUCAGACAUUUUCAUAGGUUAUAAAUGGGACUGUGGAGCAAAAAUGUACAUAAAGUUUACACCAAAGCAUAUCCAGUAAAGAUUAUCCAGAUCACAAGGGAGUAUUUUAAAUGUAAAUUAAAAUCAUAGGUCGCUUUAUCUUUAAUAACAGAUUUUAUUUUCAGAAUAAAUCUCGGGACAAUAGAAAUCAACCUGUGGGUACUAUGUAAACACUUCUGAUUUACAGCAUUCCUCUUAAGAAAGUAAGAGUUUAAUACCUCCUAAAUAUUAUUUUAUUUGUAGUAAAUACAAAGUCUGUUAUUGGCUGAAGUGCAGCAUUAAUAGUUCUAGCUUGUAACCCCGUUCUCCAUCUCCGCUGAACAAUGUCAAAACACUGUUUUCCUCUUAUCUACUUGUAUUCAUCUGUUUAUGUAUUCCACCCGGGGGGAAAGUCUAAAAACACAGCAUAUUUGAACCUAUUAAGAUAGGAGUUCACAAGUUGCAUUUUCACUGUUACUUUUCACCUCACAAUGAAAUAAUAUAAUUUAGAAUAAUGGACUUCAGCAGUUUGUGAUGGUCCUCUUGUUGUCUUUAGGUUUGUCAAAAAUGCUUAAUUAGAAGCAAUUGUUAAAAGAUACAUGAUAGGGUUGCACGAUUAAUCAACAUCGAACCGACAUUGUGGCUUUAAUUAGUACGAUAAACAAAACGCAAGAUGUCAUUUGAGUGACACCCGUGGGCAAUAUGAGUCCAUCAAAAUGGACGAUGACAACAACAACAUAAAAGACAACCCCACCUAUGUUUUCCAAUCGGGAAAACAAAUGCACUUUAAGAUGUUCAAUAUUUUUUUAAGUAAAAUUACAGAAAUGAGAGUCCAUUUUAGUUUUUUUGUUUAUUUAUUUAGAAUAACAAAGUUUUUGACCUUCCAAUUACAGUUAAAUGGUAAACGGUUCCACAGUAAUGAGGAAUAAAAGUGUAUAUUAUUUCAAAUGGGUACUUGCAUUAUUAUGAUUACAUUACAUUCUGAAAACUGCAUAGUUUUUAUCGGUUAUUUAUUCAGUUUAAGAGCAUGAUGUAGACAAACUCUUUUUGAAAGUAAAUUAUUGCAUAUUGUACUAAUGUGGGUCACCUUGAGACAAGAAUAUGUUGAUUGACAGUCCAAAAGUAACAUGUCUCUCUUCACUCGUUAUUUUCGCAGUUUUAUGCAUUUACAUGUAUAAAAUAUAAAAAUCGCUAAUCGAAUCUCAAUUGCAAUUUUGGAGAGAAAAAUCGCAAUUAGGUUUUAUCUCAAAAUCGUGCAGCCCUAAUAGAUGAUAAUUUAUCUGUUGUAUGCAUUCGAGAUUGAUGUGACCUGUUCUUACCCAUGUUUCAUCUGUUACAGUAGCCAACACUCCUAGAACCGCUUUGUAUAAAGUUUGUGUACAGUAUAUAUUAUAUAAAUAAAAAUUCACCUUUGACCCUAUUUGU